GGCAUUAGAGUUGACGAAAAUACUAUUUCAUAUAUUUUGAAAACAAGAGAAGAACGUCUUAAUUCUGAAGUUAUCAACCCUGAUGCAAAGCGUCAUAGAGCUGUAAACUAUCCAGAACUUGACCUUGCCCUUAGAGAAUUUUUACUUGCUGAAGGUCUGGAAAUUCCUCAAGAGGCAUUGCAGUUUUCCAAUGGUUGGCUCGAGAAAUUUAAAGAUCAAAAUAGAAUUCGUCAACGUCAUUUGGAAAGAGAAGCUGAAUCUGCUGAUGAAAUAGCUAUUAGCAAUACUUUACCAAUGCUCAAAGACAAAUGCUCAAACUAUCCUGUAGAAAGAAUAUAUAAUAUGGAUGAAACUGGACUUUUUUAUCGAUUGGAACCUGAUAGAACAUUGGCGACUAGGCGUCUUUCUGGGCGUAAAAUGAGUAAAGAGCGUCUCUCAAUUGCGUUGUGCAUGAAUGCUGAUGGUUCACACAAAUUGGUCCCUUUUGUUAUUGGAAAAUAUGCAAAACCAUGUUGUUUUAAAAACAUAAAUAUUAAAAAUUUGGCAGUUAAAUAUAGGAAUAGUGCUAGGGCAUGGAUGAUCACUAGCUUAUUUCAGGAUUGGCUUAAAGAUUUCGAUUUUCAAAUGGGUAUAAAACAUCAAGGCGAACGUGUAUUGCUUAUUCCUGAUAAUU
This is a messenger RNA of Racocetra persica, 673 nucleotides long. NCBI's taxonomy places the organism in Eukaryota, Fungi, Glomeromycota, Glomeromycetes, Diversisporales, Gigasporaceae. The record is from the annotation of a GenBank genome assembly.